AUGCCGCCCAAAUCCAAACUUUCGUUGGCCAUAGCGAAUGCAGACCUCAACGUGACGGAGGGCUUCGAAUUCAGCCUGUUUGGCAAAGGGAAUCGUGCGGAGAGCGGGUCCCAGCCCCACAAGCAGCAGCUGCACAACCACCAUCACAGCCACCACCACCACAACCACCACAAGCGGCGCGAGGACUCCGACACUUCAUUUUCGCUGUCAGAUGAAGAUGAGCCCAAUAACGAGGAGGACCGCGACGACUACGUGCCGGGCGGGUACCAUCCGUGCUUUAAGGGAGAGACAUACCGCGACGGACGCUACACGUUGUUGCGCAAGUUGGGCUGGGGGCAUUUUUCCACCGUCUGGCUAGCGCGCGACAAUGAAAAGAACCGCCAUGUCGCGAUGAAGGUUGUGCGCAGCGCGCGCCACUACACCGAAACGGCGCUCGACGAGAUCAAGCUCUUGGAAAGAAGCGUGACAUCCGACCCGCACCACCCAGGUCACCGCCAUGUAUUGGACCUCCUCGACACGUUCUACCACCUGGGGCCCAACGGGCGCCAUGUAGUGAUGGUGUUUGAGGUGCUAGGCGAGAACCUCCUCGAGUUGAUUCGCCUCUACCGCCACCGGGGGAUCCCGCUCGCGUACGUCAAACAGAUUGCGAAGCAGUUGUUGGUCUCGCUCGACUUUUUACACCGCGUAUGUGGGAUCAUCCAUACGGACUUGAAGCCGGAGAAUGUGUUGAUCGAGAUUGGGGACGUUGAGCAGAUUGUGAAUACCAUCACGGUUCAGGAACAGGAGGCGAAGCUCCAACGCCGCUUGUCGCGGAAGUCCAAGGAAGCGUCGCCGGUUGCCAUCGCGACACCCGACUUUUCCAUCGAUUCGCCGAUUCUCAGACGUCCCAGACGCCACACUCUCAUUAUCGGCUCACAGCCUUUGCCCUCUCCGUUGCAGUCGUUCCGGCAGGCACCACUCGUGCGGGCCAACUCCAUGGCCUCCGGGUCGCCAAUGGUGAACAUGGCUAACCAGAUUCCUAUUCCGACGGCCCACGACACCACCGACCCGACCCUCGAGUCGUCUCUCACUUCCAUGUCCAUCACAGAUAGCCUUCCGGAACAGCUUGAGCCCUCGCCGCUCGCAGCGUCCGAGGAGGCGCAGCUCAGCGUGAAGAUCGCGGACCUCGGCAACGCGUGUUGGACAAAGAAACACUUUACCAACGACAUCCAGACGCGGCAGUACCGCUCACCCGAGGUGUUGUUGGGCGCUGCGUGGGGUUGCUCCGCGGACGUGUGGUCAUUCGCAUGUUUAAUCUUUGAGCUCAUUACCGGCGACUAUCUCUUUGAUCCGCAUUCGGGCAACUCCUACGGAAAGGACGACGACCACAUUGCGCAGAUCAUUGAGUUGAUGGGCCCAAUCCCUGACAACUUGUUGAACACAGGAAGACACGUGCGCGAGUUCUUCAACUCGCGCGGCCAGUUGCGCAAAAUCUCCAAAUUGAAGCCGUGGGGCUUGCAGUUGGUGUUGACAGAAAAGUACAAGUUUAGCGACCUUGAUGCAGCCGAGAUUACCGACUUCCUUUCGCCGAUGUUGAACUUGUCCCCCGAGAAGCGUGCGGACGCAGGGGGGAUGGUGAACCACCCAUGGUUGAGCGACGCGAUUGGCUUGGAGAAUGUAGUUUUGGAGCGGCCAUUGGCGGGUUCGGGCGAGGAUAUUGAGGGGUGGUCGAAGGAGGUGAAGUAAACCCUGAAAGCGUGGUUCCCGUUGCUGUUUAUGGAUUUUCAGUCUCUGGAUUCCGGGUAGUUAUGUGGCCGCUCCCUAUUCUUUGUGAAUGUUCUCGUUGCCGGGCGUAUCUUGUAUUUAUAAUUGUAUUCUUUGUAUUCUAUUGUUUUAUAUCUGCAUUCUCAUUUCAGUGCCAACUGUAUUCGUCGUUCCCUUCCCUUUUGUCGUUAGCAUAAUCUGGGGUGGAUGAUACAACCUGGUUCUGCUCUAUAUCAGAGGGGUCCGUCAGCGGGGAUUGCUUUCUGGUACAGAUGAAUUGUGAAAGAAUGGUCAGGUAGGGGCGAAUAGCAAAAACCAAGCUCGACUUUUAUUAAAUAUUGGGUUAAUCUGGUAUCUGAAACUGUUAUAUGGUUGCUUUAGCUUGUUUUAGUUGUGAACCCUUUUUGGUGUAUAUAUUCCUUAUUAGUUAAAGGUUCAGUCUAGGUUAGUCUGUUGAACGAGC
Messenger RNA from Babjeviella inositovora NRRL Y-12698, 2206 nucleotides. RefSeq names its product serine/threonine protein kinase. The coding region runs from base 1 to 1725 and encodes 574 amino acids. Gene Ontology annotation, molecular function: protein kinase activity; ATP binding. The transcript has a single exon. Gene Ontology annotation, biological process: spliceosomal complex assembly; protein phosphorylation; regulation of mRNA processing. The record is from RefSeq and is a predicted model, not a curated record. NCBI's taxonomy places the organism in Eukaryota, Fungi, Ascomycota, Pichiomycetes, Serinales.